GGCAACUUCCGGUGGACUUCCUGAUUGAUCAAUGGAUGGUUUUCUGGAUAGUCUAAACAAAUCCAGCUAUGAAAGAGUUCGUUUUAUGUUUAUUUGACAAAUGACUGUAUCAUACGGAGAUGGCAAGACGAUAGCAGUAGUGGCCGUUCAACCAGAUUGCAUUACUCUCUAAAUGCGGCGAAAUGGACAACCGUUGUUAUUGUUGUGCAUCAAAGUUCACUCUCUUCAGGAAGGAGGUUUGUUUCUACCCCCUACUCAUUUUCAGUUGCUGUAGUUAGCUGGAUAUUUUAGUGCAUAUAAUUGUCCAAUAAUCUGGUACAGGUUCGAACUCCUUGUUUUAUGUUUUGAUUGUUAUAUUUUACAGUUGGGCUGUAAGAACUGCGGGCGUUCAUUUUGUUCGGGUUGCCUUACUUUCAACGCAGUGGUGCCUCGUUGUGGCAACACCCAGCAGAAGGUCUGCAAGCAAUGUCAUGGGAAUCUCACAAGGUGGAGUGAUGAUGUAGUUUUGCUUUUCUACCAAAGCAUUAGGCUUAUGCAAUAUCAUGAUAUUUAAUGCACUGGUUUUGCUUCCUCACUGAAUACUGUUUUGGCAGUGGAGAAAACCAAAAUAAUGCCUCAAGAUGGUCCCCUCCUGAAAACUACAAAAAGUGAGUACAGAUGGGUUGAUAAGUCAGUCGACUGUUCGCUAUAUAUUGCUUAUCAGUAGAUAUCAUAACGCCUUUUAUAUUGUGUUUGCUCAGGCGUGUUGCUGCUCUUGAGGCCAAACAAGGACAACCGAUUCCACCCCCUGGACCAGGGGGCAGCAGAAAUGCCAAACUAGGCCUCAUUCCAACCAAAAGUCUGAGUAAAGAGGACCUGGCCAUCGCUGAGAGGCUGCAAAAGCUGAAAGAGGACAUCAAACCAAGUGAGCAUUGUCUAACACACUAUGUUGCAAUAGGCCUAUAUCUUUACUGAUACCUGAAAUUAUAUCUGUGACCAACCCUUGUUUAGAGUCCAUCCCGUCAGAAAAAGAGAUUGAAUCCCGUCUGGCUGCCCUGAAGGCUCCUAUCCAGCCUGCGCCCUCUGCAGGGGAGAUGGAGGACCGCCUGGCAGCCUUACAGGGAAGACCUCCUCCCUCCCAAGCCCCUCCACCUGUGAGUCAGAGCAUUAGACUACACAUAUUAGGCUAAAACGUUCUGUGUUGCUGCUAUUUGUCCUCAUAUUCAUACUGUAUCCAAAUCCUUUAGGUCUUAGUGAAGUCCCAUUAUUGCAAUAAGUUAGUUUUGUGGCUCUGCGCAGGUACACCAGCCCCCUGAUGUUCGGACCCCGACAGAACAAGCCAAUGAUCUGAUCACUCAGUUGUCAGAGGAAGUUGCCAUAGACACCCAACAACCAAAUCCUGAAGGUAUUUGGAUUCUUCUCUGUAACUGUACCAACUUUAGUGAAAAAAUGUUAUGUCUUAUGUGAGAUAUUACUGUAGAUUAGUCUUUAUUCAAAGAUAACAAUUCAAUGGCUUCCCACUCUAUCAAGCUGUUGUAAAUGCUGAAUCUAUUUUCCAACCAUCACUGACAUUUCACCUUGUUUCCAUUCAAGGUGUGGACGGCCCCAUGAACGACUUGAACAAGCAGGAGGGGGACAGGCUGGAGGAGAACCUGGAUAAUGGGGGUGGGCUGCAGGAUGCAGCCAGGCAGCUGGAGGAUGAGAAGAACCGCAUGCUGGCCGACGCAAUGGAGGACCUGAGACGGGACCGCUGCUCCCAGGAACAGGUCCUACAGAUGGCCAAGAGGCUGGCCCAGCUCAAGGGACAGGACCCUGACAAGGGUAAAUUACUAAAUGUAGAUGUUAACCCCUCCAUAUAAAUACUUCAUAUAGAAUCACACCAUAGCUAUGAGAGAGGAGAGGAAACCAUAUUUCAACAUACACUGGGUGCUAUGUGUGAAUGCUUCAGUGUGGUCAAAUCUGUGUACUUGUUUAUGUGAUGUGUCAUCUGUGUUGUCAUGAUGUGUAAUGUUGUGCUGUAACAGUGUUCUGUCAUGUUGUGUUUCAGUCACCAUGGAAGACUUUCAACAUCCUGACAGCGAGGAUGAGACUGAGGAAGAGGCCAUGACGAGGAUACUGAAAAAGGUCUGCAACUAAAAACAGAACCUACUUUGUAUAUGUACUUUAUCUCAAAGGAGUCUUUGUUAUUUUACAUUCCUACCCAUAGUGGCGAUGCAUAUCAACCUCUUUUAAGAGUGCUACUUUUCAUAACCACAAGGGGCUGCUGUUUUGUCAUUUUACUUAUAAAGGUCAUAAUUGAAAGAGACAAUUGAAGCUGUGAUCUGGUAAAGGUGAAUAUGAACGAUAAAGCAACCUGUGGUCAUUGUUUACUCAUUCCCAGCUCACGGAAGAAGCUGCAUUAGAUGAGGCCAGUGGCUAUAACAUACCUCCUGAGCACAGUGGCCCUAGGAACAUAGAAAAGACAGACGCUCGCAAGAAACCGGUAAUAAACCUGCAGUCCUCCUUGAAUACACACACUUCACAGAAUUCCACAAAGUGCCGAUAGUAAAAGAACAAAAGGAAAUAUAUAUUUGUUUAAUCUAUGUUAUAGACACCAGUUCCUUCAACGUCGUCGAGGACCCCAGCAGCUGUCCUAGCCAGUCAGGAUUCAGACAGUGACGAGGAUGAGCUUCCCUGGUGCUGCAUCUGUAACCAGGACGCCUCCAUCCGCUGUCACACCUGUGAUGGGGAUCUGUACUGCAACCGCUGCUUCAGGUACUGCACAAUACUACUACGGCCACACAACUCAAGCAAAUCAUUGCAAUGAUUUACGAGAAAGUUAGAUUGCCCGCGAUUCGUCCUGCUGUUCUUGUAAUGGUUUUUCCGAACUAUGACCUAGAUAAAUCUUGUAUAAGCUUCCGCCAUUCCACAGAGCAGCACAUGUAUGUAAUAUUCAGUAUGUUCAAUUAUCAAUCUGCUCUUUGUUUCCCCAGGGAGGGCCAUGAUGAGUAUGUCAGGAAAGAGCACCGCACAGCUAGUUACACGGCACCUAAGAAGAAGAAGAAUACGUGAGACUGCAGGGGCUGGCACCUCUACUAUCUGGAUGGUCACUCCUGAGAGAUGUGUACUAUAUCUUUAAGAGGCUGGACAGUUUUCUUGGAAUUCCGCAGGAUCACAAAGUGAAGGCUGAUCCAAACAGUACUACUUGUCUUACAAAGAAGAAACCCUGAUUAUGUUGCUAAUCUAGUGUAAUACACAGUAAUCUAUCAAGUGUAGUUAAAGAUUGCUUAUAAUAUUAUAAUAAUAUGCCAUU
Coregonus sp. 'balchen' is the source of this 3271-nucleotide messenger RNA. NCBI's taxonomy places the organism in Eukaryota, Metazoa, Chordata, Actinopteri, Salmoniformes, Salmonidae. The record is from the annotation of a GenBank genome assembly.